Molecule: messenger RNA, 5616 nt
Organism: Cantharellus anzutake
Lineage: Eukaryota; Fungi; Basidiomycota; Agaricomycetes; Cantharellales; Hydnaceae
Exons: 18
Coding region: 1-5616 (1871 amino acids)
Biological process (GO): transcription initiation at RNA polymerase II promoter
Cellular component (GO): transcription factor TFIID complex
Molecular function (GO): zinc ion binding; transcription cis-regulatory region binding; metallopeptidase activity
Source: RefSeq, a predicted model, not a curated record
AUGCAGCGCGAGUCCGCCAAGCGUGGUUUCGUUCUCAACAGUCAGAAAGCGGUUCUCAAUGUGGAUUUGACUGGCCAUUUAAGGGGAUAUACUGAAAUCGUCAUCGUCCCAACGAAUCGGACCCUCCGGACAAUCCAUCUCCAUUCCCGUCAAUGCGAUAUCCAUAGCAUCACCGUCGGAGGCCAACCUGCUGAUUUCUCUCUUGUUGAUCCAUUUACUGGGCUAGCUCCUUCGAAGCCAGAUGAUGUUCACAGUAUUCCUGAGAUGAAGCGCAAAUUGUUCUCGGCACUCUCUGAGGCAGACGAAGGAGAACUUUCUAUUGCUAUACCCGAUGAUCAGCUGCCGAGGCCGAUUUCUGAAACGGAGACCUUCAGUAUUGGUGCUCCUCCGAGUGCCAGACCCGUUACACCCGAUCCGGGGUCAGGCGGAUACGAGUUUGCGCCCAUCAGUCUUGUCAUCGAGUAUUCGGUUCACCAUCCUCACGAUGGGCUACAAUUUGUCCUUCCGACUGACGCAUACCCAUAUCGAGUGCCUCAUGUCUACACCACACCAUCAUCUCCUGAUUCUGCGCGGCAUUGGGUUCCGUGCGUGGAUGCUUUGUGGGAAAGGUGCACAUGGGACUUCGAGUUCAUCGUUCCGAAUGCCUUAGAAGUCACUUCUGACGACGACCAAGCUAGUGUUGAUGGUGAAUUGAUCCCGAUUGCUGUUGUGUGCAGUGGCGAAUUGGUAGAAAAAAUUGCUCAUCCACAUGACUCAAAGAAGUCCAUUUUUGUGUACUCCCAAAGCGUCCCGACAUCUGUCCAGCAUAUCGCGUUCGCCAUCGGACCCUUUCAUCUACAUUCGAUCCCACUCGAGCUUUCCGUGUCGGACGCUAAUGCCAAUGGGGCUAGUUCUGCUCCCGGCGGUCUAACAUCUUCGCGUGUUCCAAUCCAUACAUUCUGUCUGCCUGGUUUGGAGCCUUCACUGCGAACUUCAACCUCAUUUUACCGUUCCGCGAUGAGUUUUUUCACAACUGAAUACGGUUCCUACCCUUUCGGAUCUUUCAAGGUGGUUUUCGUGGACGAACUUCCCACUCAGCGCUUCGACGGGUCUGCAACCGCAUUAAUCACCAAUGAUCUUCUCCACGACGACAUGGCUGUUGACCAGGUGUUCGACACACGACAGGCGCUUGCUCAUGCUCUCGCCUGCCAAUGGGUUGGCGUGAAUAUCAUUCCCAAAUCAUGGUCUGAUCUCUGGCUGGUCAACGGGCUCGGAUUCUACAUUGCUUCAUUGUUCAUUCGCCGUCAUUUUGGUAAUAACGAGUAUCGAUUUCGCCUCCGAAAGGAUAUGGAUCGUGUGGUGUCCAUGGACACAGGAAACAUGCCUCCUUUGUGCAUGCCUGCAUCUUCUGAACCUCCGGAUUCCACGGUGCUUGCAUUCAUCAAUGCCAAAGCUCCAAUUGUGAUGUACAUCCUUGAUCGACGACUUGGGAAGUCAGGAACGGCUUUAGGACUUUCUCGGGUACUCCCCAAAGUGUUCCUGACGGCAAUUAGUGGCGAGAUGGCAAGUAAUGCCAUCUCCACUCACUCGUUUCUGCGGACCUGCCGCAAAGUCAGUGGGGUUGACAUCCGAUCGUUUUCGGACCAAUGGAUAUUUGGGAGCGGAUGUCCUAGUUUCAAAUUUCGCGUUACGUUCAACAAAAAAAAAAUGGCGGUUGAACUCUAUAUGACCCAACAUACACCUGCAUACAUCUAUAAUGAGCAUGACCCGGGUCGUAUGCUCCUGUAUAAACCUGUGGAAGUGUUUGAGGGAACCAUGACAAUCCGCAUUCACGAGGCCGACGGAACCCCAUAUGAACAUGUUCUCGAUAUACGAAGUCCCCAAAAGAAGUAUGAGAUUCUGUUCAAUACUAAGUACAAGCGUGUUCGCAGAAAUACGAAGCGAUAUCUUGCGCGCAAAGCAGCGGCUGCUGCCGCUGAAGCUGGUGACCCAGAUGCAGCUGAGGCCAUGGAAAUGAUUGACUCAGGCUUCGAGUUGAAGCUCUGGGAAGAUGAAGCCAAACGUGCGUGGUGGCAGGUGGCCGAUUGGACGGAAGAAGACGAGGCUCAGAUGAAUGGGGCUGCCUAUGAGUGGAUCAGGUUGGAUGCAGAUCUUGAUUGGAUCUCGAUACUCGAUUUCGAACAGCCAGAUUACAUGUGGGUAUCGCAGUUGCAACGUGAUCGCGACGUCGUGGCCCAGUUAGAGGCGUUGCAAGCCUUAGCACGUCAACCCACUGCUAUUGUAUCAAGUAACCUAACGAGGACAGUUCUAGUAACAAACUAUUUUUAUCGAAUUCGAUCGGAGGCGGCAAGGCUUCUCAUUUAUUGUGCAACUCCCUCAUUGAAAGACAUCGGACUAUUGCAUCUCUUCAAGCUGUUCAGUCAAUACUGUCAUCGUCCUCAGUCCCUGUCAGAUCCGUUACGGGCAAAAUUUGUGCCACGCCCUAACGACUUCUCUGAUUUCGCGGAGUACUUCAGUAUCGUAACAGCUAUUGCAGAGUAUCGUGAUGUUGAUGGGAAGUCGGGGCCCGUUACCAAACGCUUCCUGAUUGACCAGCUGCAUUAUAAUGAUAACUCUGAAAAUCAGUACUCGGAUGCCCUAUACAUUGCCACUAUUAUCGCCGGCCUCGCUCGUUCUCUGACCCCUUUGAGGAUGCCGGAGAUGUCCGAGUUAUCGCGCACUGUGUGGCAGCCCGAACUUGACGAAGAAGAUCGAGAUGUUCUGGAGUUGGCAAGGGAAGAAAUGGACCGUUACAGGGAAAUGGACCGUUUGAAUCCGUCCCCACAUAAUGUGGUAUCGAUUGCCAUCCUUGAGUGGACAUCAAUUAUGCAGCUGAGCGCACUGAUGCCUCAAGAUAUCCGACUUUUUGUGGCGUAUAGUCGCGAAGGAAAUCAUAUCCCUGUUCGGCUGGCAUCAUUCGAUGCAUUACUUCUUACGAAGUGGUUCACACGGAAAAGUCUGGCAAGGUACAUCUUUGCUGUCAUUUCGCAUGACCCGUCACGGAUAGUCCGUCGCGUCGUCGCGCGUGCUGCUAUCGCAAGCCUGGGGAUACUCGAGGCUGUUGGAGAUAUCAAGCCUGCAACAAAAGACAGCGAGAAGUCUGUCCUUAUUGAGGAAGACGGAUCCAUCCCCCAAACCUCAGCGAAGGGGCGAAGGAAUGAGGUAGAUCUAGCUUUGAAAGCAAUAAGGAAGGAAGCAGGCAAACAGAAAGGCAUCCGUGAUGCUUUCAUCCCUAUGUACAUGGAUAACAUAUCGGAGUAUGAGGUCCGGUGGUGUUUGCUGAAGCUUGGGGAACUGUUAUUCCGACCAGAUGCCGAACCAUUGCCCAGAAUCUCCAUCAGGCCACACCCUCUUCGCUCAUCUAAUUUACCUCUUACACCCAUCAAGGGUGCACCAAGUUUACUUAUUCCCCCCGAAGCCCUGUCCCUGCCUCUUGUCCCUGCUCCAGCUCUAACACCAACAUCAACACUAAUGCCUGAGCCUGAGCCUGCUCUUGCUCCGCCUCCGGCCGCACCGGAAGCUCCUGUGGCGUCCAAACCACUCACGGCGAAUCCCGAUGUACCCGCAGCGGCGCCUCCUCAGCCAAAGAAAAAGAAAGAGAGGCCAAUCCCCACGGCACAGAGCGGCGGUAUGUUGGCCAAGGAAGUGCAAACUUGCACCAUAGUUCUUCGUCGACUGGGCAAGCAGAAAUCCGCACUUUUCUUCAAGCUCCCGGUGGAUCCCGUACGAGACCGAGCCCCCGGGUAUUUUGAUAAAAUAGCCCAUCCAAUGGAUCUAAGUACCAUAGAUUAUAGGUUAUCCCACGGGCACUACAAAAAUCGAGAUGGUUUUAAACAAGAUUUCAAGCUCAUUAUCAGCAACGCUCAAACUUACAACCUCCCAGGAUCGUAUCCCUACAUGGAUGCUGAAGCUCUGGAUGCAUUCUUUGACAAAACCUGGGAGAAGCUAACUAACCAGGCGGGUCAAAGUAAACCAGCUUCAGUUCCGGUCAACACCUCUAUCCCCGUUGCUGCAGACGUUGUUACGGAACCAUCCGUAAAGAUUGAGCCUUUCGCGGCCCCAAAAGUCUCGAGUCCCUCAGUUCCAACUCCCGAAGUGUCGUCUAAAGUUGCGCCUAAGAAAGCAAAUGGCCGCGCCAAACCUGGACCCAGCCCCCCGAUUGCUACACCAACACUAAAUGGAUCGUCCCCUACAACUCAUUUCACAGCCCCUGCCACUGAUCUCGUCUCCUCAGGAAUUUCUAUUGCACCCCCCACUUCUCCGUCUACUCCCAUUCCAUCGUCCAGCCCCAUGCGCCCAUCUAUUCAGGCCCCUACUUCUUUAUCUGCCCACACCUCCGUGUCGUUUCCCUCCCAAGUGUCGUCAACAGUUCCCCAACCGUCCCCCUCUGCCGCCAUCCCAGCCCCUGUCACAACUGCCGGCACAAAUCAUGUGCCUAUCAGUGUCACUAAAACGACACCGUCCCUGAAAUUGAAAAUUUCCCGAGAGUCACCUUCAGCUUCACCUUCGAAAAAUGGAACAACAUCCGCUCCCGCAAAAGCCAAGCCUCCGCCGAAGCCAGCUUCUGAGGCUCAGAUAAGGGAAUCCCCCGAUGACUGGCUGCUGCAGGAAGUUGCUGAGAUCGAGGCCCAAGUGGCGCAGAAGAUGCUAAAUGGGAAAAGGAAAUCCAAAGAAAAACCUUCCUCUCCCGCUGCCACGCCCAACGAGGUCGAUCCAUUCACCACCGGCUCCAGUACUCCACCUACGCAUGCCCCAACGAUUGUUACUCCGAAGCAGCCUGUGUCAAAGAAACCGAGAGAAUCGCCGGUUCCUCCUCCCAAGACUACUCCAAUCGACGGAAGGAAAUGCAGAGAGUUGCUCAAGCAUAUCACAGAUACUAGUAAAGUCCCGGAGUCUUGGUUAUUCUUGAUUCCCGUCGAUCCGGUAGCUGCGGGUUGCCCCACAUACUACGAUGAAAUCAAGAAUCCCAUGGACUUCCGCACAAUGCGAGAAAAACUGAAUCGUGGAGACUAUAAGACAAUGGAGGCAUUCGCUGACGAUGUCGAUCUCAUCUUUCGUAACUGCCGCCAGUUCAAUCCGCCAGGGUCCGAGCCUGUGCUCCUCGCCCAAGCUGUCGAGCGUGCGUUCACAAAGGAGUGGUCUCGGAUUAUGCCAAAGGGUAUCUCCCCAUCGGAAAAACGUGCGGUAUCGCACAUGCUCCAGAGGCUGCGUGAAAUGGAGGAAUAUAUAUGGUUUAAGGACCCUGUCGAUCCCAAGAUUCUUGCAGAUUACUACAACAUCGUUCCUAAGAAGGAUGCACGAGAUCUUGGGAAGAUGAAAACCAAGAUUGAUAGCGACAAAUACGAGUCUCUUGACGGCGUAGUCGCCGAUGCCAUUCAGUUGGAGAAGAACGCACAUACUUACAAUGGGCCUCUAGAUCCUGUCGCAAUUCUUGCUACAAAACUCAGACAAGAGGUCGAAGUAGGCAUCUUGCAGUUAAGGAGGAAGAGGAAGCACCCAGAUUCCGGGGAAGGCGGCAGCGGUGCAAAUGGUACCACCACCAGUGUCCAUGGUCGGGCAAAUGGGGCGGCACCCUCGAAGAAGUUGAAAUUGUUAUAA